Molecule: messenger RNA, 1293 nt
Organism: Leptonychotes weddellii (Weddell seal)
Lineage: Eukaryota; Metazoa; Chordata; Mammalia; Carnivora; Phocidae
Source: RefSeq, a predicted model, not a curated record
UUCCCUGCCUGUUCGUUCCCAGUCCAGAGGUGUGAGCGAUGAGGGUCUUUGUGUUGGAUAAAUGGGAGCUCGCUGGCCUGUCCUGACCUUGGCCUCCGUGGGCAUCGGGGCUUCACUUUGCGACAGGACCGGCACUGCCCUGUCCCCUCCUUCGACCCGCUCUGCCCUUUGCCUCUUCCUGUGAGAACACGCAGGUCGUACUGAGCUGCCACGUCUCUGGCACGGGGUCGCCGGCGUCCGGCAAGGCCGCCCCACGCCUGUCCAUGCACACCAGCCCACGCUGGGCCGGACCGGGCUCUUACCUCGUCCCGUGUCAUCCAGGUUCUCGGGACCGGAAGUCAGGCGGGAGACUCGGCUCCCCGAAGCCAGAGCGGCAGAGAGGCCAGAAUUCCAAGGUGCCCGUGGCCCCGCCGGACAGGAAGCGCCAGUUGUCUCCCCAGUGCAAGAGCUCCAGUAAGAUCACCAGUGUGCCCGGCAAAGCGUCGGACGCCGGCACGGCCAGCGCCGUGUCCAGCGGCACCAAAUCCGGGAAGGCCAGCACGCUGUCGCGGCGCGAGGAGCUCCUGAAGCAGCUCAAAGCCGUGGAGGACGCCAUCGCGCGCAAGCGGGCCAAGAUCCCCGGGAAGGUGUAGGGGCCCCGCAGGCCCGGCCCCCGCCGCACAGAGAGACUCGAGUUUUUAUAACUAGAGUGAGCACAGCCGUCUUGGAUUUUGAAGUUAACGUCUCAUUUUGGCUGUGAAUCUUUUUAAAAGUUGAAAAAGAAAAGUUUCUCAGCUGCAAAAGAAGCCACACACGGUGAAGAUGAUGCUGAAUCCCAGUCUUCUCCCUCCCAGACCAGACUGAACCAGCCGCAUCCCAGAGCAGAAGUCCCGCCAGACAGGCCGGCAGGCCGGCGGCAGGAGCGAGGACGCAGCACCACUUUUAUGUACAUGAUCAGUCCCGGGCGCCCAGUUCCGCCUGCCCGCCUUCCCUCCCCGCUGCCAGCCAGCCUGCCCUGCGUCCUGUCCUCCGCACGCGCUCCUUCCCGGCCCGGGAGCGCCCCGUGCUCCUGAGCAGCCUCCUCCCCGUCCCCGCCUGGCCCCAGGGUCAAAAAAUAGAUAUAUAUUCUUGACUGAAGUCCGAUUGGGAAAUAUUUCCUGUCUUUUAUUUUAAGCAUCAGAUUGUUUUAGUUGAUUUAAAAAGGAAAAAAAAAAAUACAGAAAAGACCAAAAAAAAAGGCUGAGGGUGUUGUUGGGCGUCUGUGUAAUGUGGAGGGUCUUUUUUUGAGGGGUCUCCUAAAAUAAAGUAUUUUGA